This is a messenger RNA of Carcharodon carcharias (great white shark), 807 nucleotides long. It is a transcript of the gene pdx1, whose product is annotated as pancreatic and duodenal homeobox 1. Gene Ontology annotation, cellular component: nucleus. The record is from RefSeq and is a predicted model, not a curated record. The transcript has 2 exons. The coding region runs from base 1 to 807 and encodes 268 amino acids. Gene Ontology annotation, biological process: type B pancreatic cell differentiation; regulation of transcription by RNA polymerase II. Lineage: Eukaryota; Metazoa; Chordata; Chondrichthyes; Lamniformes; Lamnidae. Gene Ontology annotation, molecular function: DNA-binding transcription factor activity, RNA polymerase II-specific; RNA polymerase II cis-regulatory region sequence-specific DNA binding.
AUGAAUAGCGAGGAACAUUAUUAUGCCCCGGCUCAAAUGUAUAAAGAAUCAUGCGCUUAUCAGAGAUCACAAGCCCAGGAAUAUAAUCAAAGUCCACCAGCAUGUCUCUAUGUAGGGAGACAGCCACAGACUACAUAUUCCAAUCCUUCUUUGGCAGGACUUGAACAAGGGAGUCCCGCUGAUAUUUCUCCUUUCGAAGUACCUGCGAUAUCAGAGGAUCCUACAGUCUCGCAUCUUCACCACCCCCAGCAACAGCACCCUGACCCGCACACCCACCAAGGGGCUUGCUUCGGGACCGGCUCCGAAAUGGGUGCCCUGGACGAACACAGUAGAACUCAUCUGCCCUUCCCGUGGAUGAAAUCGACCAAGUCGCAUGCCCACGUCUGGAAAGGGCAAUGGCCGGGGAGUUCCUUCAUGGUGGAACAGGAAGAAAAUAAGCGCACGCGCACUGCCUACACUCGAGCUCAGUUGCUUGAGUUGGAGAAGGAAUUCCUUUUCAAUAAAUACAUCUCCAGACCCCGCAGAGUGGAGCUGGCUGUCAUGUUAAAUCUAACCGAGCGACACAUAAAGAUCUGGUUCCAAAACAGGAGGAUGAAGUGGAAAAAGGAAGAGGAUAAGAAGAGAGCCAGGAAUGGCGCUCCUGAACAGGACUCUGUGGUCUCCUCUGGCGACCUCAAGGAGGAUGUCUGUGUUCCGAAUAAUCUUAUUGGAAGAGAGCUGCUGUCUGUCAGUGUCUCCUCUUCACAACCCUCCUCUUCCUUAAGGAGCCAAGGUACGGCUGCUAGAGACUCCGUGAAAAAUUCCUAA